AUGGCUCGCAAGAUAUGGUGUAACAGCCAGCGACCCCUACCUCCUGGACCUCCGUCCUACCCGCUAAUUGGGCAGUUGUUGUCACUUCCUCGGGUAGCUGGGGCAUCAGAGUUUGCUGAACCAAGUGUAAAGCUAAAAUCCGAUAUCAUUUCUUUCCGCAUCUUUGGGACUACAAUCAUCGUACUGAACUCGACAGAGGUGGCGCACGAUCUUCUUGAGAAACGUCAGAAUCUCUACUCGAAUAGAUAUCGUCCGCCAAUGGUGGUCUCACCCAAACUUAUGGACACACAGGGCUUUACGGCAUUCUUAGAUUCCAACAACCUUUGGAAAAAACACCGUCGGGCGUUCUCCACUAGGCUCAAUGUACAAAGUGCCACCGAAUUCAGGCCCUUGCAAGAAAAGCAGUGUGGGUUGUUGCUACAACGACUUUUGGAUUUCUGUAGAUCAACCCAGUCAUCCAACGAGCUCCUCCGAGAGUUUUAUCGCACCGCAUCAUCAAUCUUCUUGGACUCAAUUUACGGUUACGAACUAAAGUCGGCUGAUGAUCCAUUCUUUGUCGAUGUUGUCGUUUUGAAUGAGCACCUUGCCAAAGCUGCUAUGCCGUCACCAUAUCUUCCAGAGUGGUUUCCUGGCGCUUAUUGGAAGCGACUGGCUCGAGAGUGGCGAGAUCAUAAGAAUCGCACCGUAAAUGACAUAUUUUACUGGGCCAAACAACGUAUCGUAAAUGGAGGAGACGAUCGCUCCAUAAUCGCCUUGACGCUUAAGGACGCUCGCGAGGCCGGCUGGAGUGAAGAUGAAGCGGAUGAUUUUGCCAAGAAUCUUGGAACAAUGAUGAGUGGUUCCGAGACGUCUACAAUGACCUUGGUAUGGUUCGUAUUGGCCAUGGUGUUGCACCCUGAAGUACAGGCCAAGGUACAGCAAGAGAUUGACACCGCUGUUGGAUCCAACCGUUUGCCCACCUUUAGCGAUCGCCCUAAUCUCCCCUACCUCGAAAGAGUAUUGUUGGAAGUGCUAAGAUGGCGACCUGGUAUACCACUUGGGGCACCCCAUACUUCUAAUGAAGAAGAUGAAUACCGGGGUUACCGGAUUCCCAAAGGUGCUAUUGUAAUAGGCAAUAUAUGGGCUACGACCCGAGAGGAAAAGAUGUACCACAAUCCUGAGGAGUUUAAUCCUGACAGAUUUUUGGACCCCAAAGUGCCCCAUCCAUUGGUAUUCGGAUGGGGAUCGAGGAUUUGUCCUGGAAAACAUUUCUUCCGUGAAAUGUUCUUCAUUGAGGCUGCACAAAUACUAGCUGUGUUCAAAUUACAAAAACUCAAAGAUGAAAAAGGACAAGUGGUUGAGCCAGAAACGAGGGUAACAGCGGAUAGUGGAGUACCGUAUGUCCUUACGGUUGUUGUUGACGAAGGCACCAGUGCUAAAUACUUGAUGUUUAGCCGUCCCAUCGAAUUCAAGAUACAAAUUACACCACGUUCGAGCCAGCACGUAGAACUAAUUCAUACCGCUGCUUAA
This is a messenger RNA of Rhizoctonia solani, 1509 nucleotides long. RefSeq names its product cytochrome P450 family protein. Lineage: Eukaryota; Fungi; Basidiomycota; Agaricomycetes; Cantharellales; Ceratobasidiaceae. The record is from RefSeq and is a predicted model, not a curated record. The coding region runs from base 1 to 1509 and encodes 502 amino acids. The transcript is spliced from 12 exons. Gene Ontology annotation, molecular function: heme binding; oxidoreductase activity, acting on paired donors, with incorporation or reduction of molecular oxygen; monooxygenase activity.